Messenger RNA from Cokeromyces recurvatus, 2451 nucleotides. RefSeq names its product P-loop containing nucleoside triphosphate hydrolase protein. NCBI's taxonomy places the organism in Eukaryota, Fungi, Mucoromycota, Mucoromycetes, Mucorales, Mucoraceae. The transcript has 7 exons. Gene Ontology annotation, biological process: ribosome biogenesis. Gene Ontology annotation, cellular component: nucleus. The record is from RefSeq and is a predicted model, not a curated record. Bases 1 to 2451 code for a protein of 816 amino acids. Gene Ontology annotation, molecular function: preribosome binding; RNA binding; ATP hydrolysis activity.
AUGUCACUUCCUAUUGUCCUCGAUUAUUGCGUUAAGGCAGAUCCUAAAUUAACAAGAACAAGUAAGAAAAUACUUGAGGAUGUACUUGAAAAAGUACUUGAUAAUCUUGAAACAAAUCAAUCAUCAUCGAAUGAUCUUAUUGAAUCUGGUGAAGAUGAAGAUGCACUAGCCGAACAUGCCUUGGUGAGUGAUGAGCAACAGUCGUGGUUAAUUAAUUAUUUACCCCCCAGUAUGAUCUUAACUAACAGUUUUCCCAUUAACCAGCCUACUCAAGAGAAUAAUGCUAUGAAUCGAUCUGUUACUAAUUUAUGGAAUUUACAUAAAACUGCAUCAGGAGCAUCAACACCUAUUAAUAAUCCUUCAACGCCUAUUAAUAAUCCUUCAACACCCAUCAAUGAAGAAACACCUGAUGAAACUAACAUUGAGCCAUUACCUAAUAAAUCCAAAAAAAGAACUAAACAUACGAAGGAUUCAUCUUCAAAGCGAUCUAAAAUUUCAGAAACAAGAGAGGCGCCUUUUAUUCCUAGUGCAAAAUUAUCAGAUCUAGGAGGCAUUGAUCAUUGUAUUGAAGAAAUUAUGGAAUUAAUUGCUAUGCCUUUAGCACACCCAGAAGUGUAUAUUCAUACUGGAGUUCAACCACCUCGAGGUGUAUUACUUCAUGGACCUCCUGGUUGUGGUAAAACUAGAUUAGCACACGCUAUUGCUGGUGAAUUAGGGGUUCCAUUUUUUAAUAUCUCUGCUCCUUCUAUUGUAUCAGGUAUGUCAGGUGAAUCAGAAAAAAAGAUUCGUGAAGUGUUUGAAGAAGCCAAGGAAAAUGCGCCUUGUUUACUUUUCAUUGAUGAAAUUGAUGCGAUCACACCUAAAAGAGAAACUGCACAAAGAGAAAUGGAGCGUAGAAUUGUUGCUCAACUAUUAACUUGCAUGGAUGAUUUAUCUUGGGAUAAAUGUGAUAACAAACCAGUUAUGAUUAUUGGCGCAACAAAUCGACCUGAUUCAUUAGAUGCUGCACUUCGUCGAGCUGGUAGAUUCGAUAGAGAAAUUAGUAUGGGCGUACCUGAUGAAAAGGCACGAGAAAAAAUUUUAACGGUUUUAGCAUCAAAGCUUCGUCUUUCUGGUGAUUUUGAUUUUGCUGAACUUGCAAGGGCUACACCAGGAUAUGUGGGAGCUGACCUUCAAGCUUUAGUGACCACUGCAGGUGUUAUUGCUGUGAAGCGUAUUUUUAAGCAUUUGCAAGCGAAUAGAGUAUUGAUGAAUCAGGAUAAUGAGGAGAAAGAAGAGAAAGAGGAGAAGGAGAGUAGUAGUAGUUAUUCAGAAACUAUCAAAGAUGACAAUCAAAUGGAUAUUGAUGAUACCACUUUGACAAAUGAGAUCACUGCUGCUAUUACAAAAGAGACAACGAUUACAGAUGAGCCUAUUCAAACAACAUCUGUUGAAGAAUUUGAAUCGCAAACACCUUUAGAACAAAUUAGAAACAUAUCUGAUUUUAUUAAACAUAAGCAGCCUUUAACAGAAGCACAACUUGAAUCCUUAGCUAUUACUCAUGAAGAUUUCAAACAUGCUCUCAAGAAGGUUCAACCUUCUUCUAAGCGAGAAGGCUUUGCUACUGUACCUGACGUUACAUGGGAUGAUAUUGGUGCACUUCAAUUUGUACGUGAUGAAUUACGUAUGGCUGUUGUUGAGCCGAUCAAUCAUCCCGAAUUCUUUGAACGUGUUGGUAUUACCAAUCCAGCUGGUGUUCUCCUCUGGGGUCCACCAGGUUGUGGUAAGACCUUGUUGGCUAAAGCUGUUGCUAAUGAAAGUAAUACAAAUUUUAUCUCUGUAAAGGGACCUGAAUUAUUAAAUAAAUACGUCGGUGAAAGUGAACGUGGCGUUCGACAAGUUUUUGCACGAGCACGAGCCUCUUCUCCCUGUGUCAUUUUCUUUGAUGAACUUGAUGCACUUUGCUCUCGAAGAGAUGAUCAACAAACAGAUGCCUCAGCACGUGUUGUUAACACACUUUUAACAGAACUUGAUGGUGUUGAGAAUCGUAGUCAAGUCUAUGUGAUUGCUGCUACCAAUAGACCAGAUAUGAUUGAUCCAGCUAUGCUACGUCCCGGAAGACUUGAUAAGUUACUUUAUGUUGAAUUACCAACACCUUCAGAGCGUUUAGAUAUUUUGAAAAAAUUAAGUAAAAAGACACCAUUAGGACCUGAUGUAGACCUUGAAGAAAUUGCAAAUGAUUCACGUUGCGAAGGAUUUUCAGGUGCAGAUCUCGCAUCCCUUGUCCGAGAAAGUGCUGUUGCCUCACUUCGAUCUAACUUUUAUUCAGCAGGCGUAAUUAACAUUGAAGCUAAAGCUGAAGAGAUUUUUGUGACUAAGAAGGACUUUGAUAUGGCAUUUACUAAAGUAUCACCUUCUGUUUUACCUCAAGACAAAAUUGCAUUUGAUAGACUUAGAAAGAAAUAUGGAUAA